AUGCUCUACCAGCUGAGCUACGAGGCCACACCGAUAGCACUGAGCUUUUUCACAUUCGAAUUUACCCAUCCAACUUACAGAGGCAUGUGGCAUCCACCAGUUAGCAUGUAUAAAGCUUUACAAGGCACUCUGGCCAAGUUGCCCGGAGAAACAAAGGUGUAUUGCGGUCACGAGUAUACAGUGAAAAAUUUACAAUUCGGUCUAACUGUUGAACCAAACAAUGCGACAAUGAAGCAGCGUCUGGACGAGAUGCAGCGAUUGCGUGCUGCGAACACUCCAACCGUACCCGGAACGAUAGCUGAGGAACUGCUUACCAAUCCGUUCAUGCGUGUUACAGAGGCCAGUGUUUUGGCCCACGCAAAAACUCAAGAUCCGAUCGAGGCGAUGAGAGUGAUACGACAAGAAAAAGAUCGUUUCUAA
Molecule: messenger RNA, 420 nt
Organism: Echinostoma caproni
Lineage: Eukaryota; Metazoa; Platyhelminthes; Trematoda; Plagiorchiida; Echinostomatidae
Source: the annotation of a GenBank genome assembly